Messenger RNA from Adineta steineri, 504 nucleotides. NCBI's taxonomy places the organism in Eukaryota, Metazoa, Rotifera, Eurotatoria, Adinetida, Adinetidae. The record is from the annotation of a GenBank genome assembly.
AUGAUUCGUCAUGAACAGAAGAAAAAACAAGAAGAAAAAGAACGUUCAACUAAUGAUCCAUUGAUGACUAUUGAGCAAUGGAAUGAUUCUGUUCCUUUUGAUUUAUUGAUGUGUUAUAGUAAUAAUGUUAAUGAUACAAUAAUGAGUUUAAAAAUAGCAGAUCGUUUAACAAAGAAAAAUUAUCGAGUUUAUAUUGAAAAACAAAGUCAACAUCGAUUAGAAUUAAUGGAAAUAGGUGCAUCAAAACAAGUACCAAUUCUUGCUUGUUUAUCAUCAACAUUUCGUAUUUCACAAUUUUGUAUGGCAGAAGUUGAUUAUGCAAAAAAAUCUAAAUGUCCAAUUAUUCCAAUAAUUGUUGAAGAAAAUUAUACAAUUAAAGGAUGGUUAAAUCAUAUUAUUGAUAAUCAAACACCAAUUAAACUUCAUAAUAAAACUUUUAAUAAAUCAUUUAUGUUUUUACUUCAAGAAAUUCAUCAAAUAAUACAUUCAGAUGAAAGAGAAUAA